AUGUCGUCUUUGCAGACCAUGACUGCGCCAGCGGUGGGCCACCGCCCCCCCGAUCCUGGCAUUGACAUGGACAACAAGAAGAGCCCCGUGGAGGAUGUGCAGAACCAUCCCUACAACCAUAAAGAAGGAGCCGUCAGGCAUGACGCCGGUUGGCCUGCGAAAGCCAAUGGAGAAGAAGACGAAGUUGCCGUGCCGGACAACGACAACCCUGCCACGGAGACAGAACCACCAACGAGGACACAAAAGAAUGAAGACGGAAACCCUCACGCGGAAGAAGAAAAGCAAUCCGCGGCCACCUCUCUACUCGCUCAACUACUGGGGAAUGCGCAACCCGCGGCACCUUCCACUCCCGACAAUCUUCCUCAAACGCCCAUGCCGGAACCUUUGACGGACGUAUCGACCCCCGUCGCGCCACAUGAGGACUCUUCUAGGGCUGAAGCAGACUUUACCAAAACUCAUGGUGUGAUUGAAGUGCAUAAAGCAAGUGACCUUGUUUCCGGCCAGAAGAAAGAGACGAUAGAUACUGUGCAAGACAAGAACAAUUCAGUACUAGAACCUGCAGCCGCAGUUCUAGAAGAGACUUCGCAAAUCCCUGACAUGGUGUCUGGAGUAAUGGAAGAUCCGCUCUCGAAGUCUGUCCUCGAACAGAAUGGCCUUUUUCCACCUUUCGACCACGAAGCUAGCAUGAAGAAUGGCCUGGGCUCUCUUCAACAGCAAGAUACGUUCGCCAAUACCUUCUUGGCUCAGGAGAUCGGCAUGUCGGGUCUUCCUGAUAUGUCUGGUUACACGAGCUCCUACAAUGACGUUGCUGCAUCCAUAUCUGGCUCCGAACCGCGCAUCCAGGCUUUUGCAAAACUCGAGUUCGAUGAUGGCCAUUUCUAUGUCAAUACCUAUUCAUUCAUUCUUGGUCGAGAUGUGCGCGCCGCACGUGCUGCUCACCAACGGGAUAUACAAGUACGACAGGCAAUGGGAAGACCGUCUAAGAACAAAAGCUCUAGUGGUGGCAAUACAUCGCACACACCUAAUCGAGUCAAGAGAGACGGCAGCGCGUACAUGGGAAGCGUGGUCAGCGACCGAGGGGGCAUUAUGGGCUUCGAUCCCGAUGUCCCUCAUCACAUGAAUCAAAGGAGUCGCAAGUCCUCUGUCUCAUCCCAACCGGAAUCUGCUCUGCAUGCAACCCCGGCACAGUUGCAGACUAAUCACACCGACUACAAUGCCCUCGCUAUGCAAUCACUAUAUGAUGCUAGCGGCGAGGCAAAGCCUGUGGAUACAUUGGCCUUGCUACCUUCUCCCGAUGCGUGUCCGACUAUUCCUAUUCACCCUCCAGCAACAGCAGAUGGCAGCGCGGCUGGUCACAAAGGAAUUUCCCGGAAACACGUGAAGAUAUCGUACAACUUCGACAAGAACCUGUUUGAAAUGGAGGUUAUGGGUCGAAAUGGUGCAUUCAUUGGUGCUGAUUGGCUUGCUCCUGGGCAACUCAGACCUCUCCACAGUGGUGAUUACAUCCAAAUAGGAGGCGUUCGGAUUAGAUUUCUCCUCCCAGACGUUCCUAUUGGAGAAACGGGUGCCGACCGACUCGAGGAUACUUUUAUGGAAGAAGAUGGUACCAUUUUGUCAGGCGAGAUUGGCCAGGAUUUGACUGGCGACGUAGAUGCCAUGGAUGAAUCCGAUGAGGAGAGCCCGGACGGUACACAGAAGUCCAGGGUUACGAAACUGGUCUUAAAAACGAAAUCGCCUGGUGAUCCUUCCAAUGAAACACCAACAACACCAGUGGACGGUCCCGAGACGCCGCAGCCAAAGCGUCGAGGACCAGGACGUCCUCCAAAGGACGGUAUUAUGUCUAAACGUGAACGCGCUGAACUUGCGAGAGAACAGAAAAUGGCAGCCAAACGGGAAGCAAAUGGUGGUGUUACCCCACCACCAUCGAAUCGUAUCAAACCUCCUAAACCACGUAAGGAAGACUCAGUCGAGGAAGUUUCAAAGCAGCCAGAGAAAAAGAAAUUCGCGAAGCGGAAACAACCUGAUGGAACUUAUAUCGAUGUUCCUAUUGAGUCUAUCGAAGAUGGCGAGCAACUUCCACCCGAUCAGGUGGUGGAAUACCCAAAACCACCCCCCAAGAAGCGCAAACCCUCUCGAUCGCCAUCUCCUGACUAUCCUCCAGAAUCUUCUUACACUCAGGACCAACUGGCGAAGCCGCCAUACAAUUAUGCUGUUCUCAUUUUCGAUGCUCUGACCGAAGCGCAUGCACCGAUGACACUGAAGCAAAUAUACCGUGCUCUGAAGUUGAAAUAUCCAUAUUUCAGGUUCAAGUGCGAAACGGAGGGCUGGACUUCCAGUGUCCGUCACAACCUUAACGGAAAUAGGCAGCUAUUUGAACACGCAGAGCGAGAUGGAAAAGGUUGGUCGUGGCAGCUUCGAGCUGGAGCAUCUGUCGAAAAGGAGAAGAAAAGAAGACCCUCACCGCCGCCUCCAUCAACACAUCUCCCUCAACCUUCUCACCAACACAACAUACCUUCGCAAAACCAUCAUUAUUCAAGCCAGGGAGUUCCCCAUCAUCAACAAUUUCAAUUCUCAUCGGUGCCUACGAAUAAUUACAACCCACCCCCGCCUAUUUCCCAGCCGAAUACCUACCGGCCUCCUCCUGCUCCUCCUCCUCCACCCCCAUCUCAAUCAUCUUUACCACCUCCGUUACGCAGCCUCAAUAUUCCUGGAGCUUUGGCUCCAACUGGAUCUUCAACCUAUGUUUCACCCUAUUCCUGUCCACUGCCUCCUGAAAUAGCCCAGCUUCAGCAGUCACAACAGCUACCGCCGCAACCGACAAUGCAACAACAAAGGCAGCCUGACCAAGCGCCACCUCCAUCUCAAGAACCACCACAAGCCUCACAUCAUCAUCAACAACCAUACCAAAAUACAAUGCAACCUAGCCCUACAGUCUCUAACCAGCAGCCAAUCAUGAACCAGACCGAGGAGCCUGAAUCUUCAGCAUCCUUUCUGGAGCGGGCGAACAAAGCAAUUGAUGAUUUCGAAGCUUUACUGAUGGAGGAUUAUGACGAUAAAGAUUACAUCCGAGAAGUGUUGAAGAGCGCCCGAGCUCGUGCAUUAGGGCACGCAAAAGAGAGCUCGUUUGCGGAUGGAGAACCCAAAGACGAAGCUGUUCUGCUGAAUGCUAUACGGGAUCUCAUCGAAAGCUUGAAGAGUAAUACUUCUUGA
Talaromyces proteolyticus is the source of this 3210-nucleotide messenger RNA. RefSeq lists its product as uncharacterized. Gene Ontology annotation, biological process: regulation of ribosomal protein gene transcription by RNA polymerase II. NCBI's taxonomy places the organism in Eukaryota, Fungi, Ascomycota, Eurotiomycetes, Eurotiales, Trichocomaceae. The coding region runs from base 1 to 3210 and encodes 1069 amino acids. The transcript is spliced from 3 exons. Gene Ontology annotation, molecular function: sequence-specific DNA binding; DNA-binding transcription factor activity; protein binding. The record is from RefSeq and is a predicted model, not a curated record. Gene Ontology annotation, cellular component: nucleus.